Molecule: messenger RNA, 5669 nt
Organism: Lecanosticta acicola
Lineage: Eukaryota; Fungi; Ascomycota; Dothideomycetes; Mycosphaerellales; Mycosphaerellaceae
Source: the annotation of a GenBank genome assembly
AUGUCGACCGCGGCGCUCUCCAGAGAAGAUGAAGCAGCAGCUGUCUCGCCCGGUUCUGGAGAUGUGUCCCCAACGACGGUGACCCGGGACGACGGCAAGAUGCAGAAGGAUAAUGGCUUUGUAUCGUCGCCAUUGCGGACAGAGCAACGACGGAGCACGGUCUUGGAUAAAGAGCUCCCCGACGUACCGCAGCAUGAGCCUGGCGCCGAGAAGAAGUUGGUGUUACCGCCUACCUUACAAUUCCCACCCCCUUCUUCAGCAGCGUUCCCUUUCAGUGCGAGCCCUGGCAGCGUGGGACCGUCGCCGACCACCGCCGAGGCUGUUGCCAAUGGAUUCAGUGUGAACGGAACUCUAGAGCCGUCCCCCAGCGGUAUCGAUCGCAGACGACCGCCAGCUCUCGGCACAUCCACGCCGCCAGAGCGACGACGAAGCGUGCAAUUCGUGCGUGGAACCAAUGAGGAAGAGGGGAGGCCAAACCACCUUGCCAAGACAACCACAUGGGAGACUGAUGAGGAUGCUGACGAGCAGGCUCAGAGAGACAGGCAAGGCUCUCACUCCUUCAUGAAGAAACUCAGGGCUUUUGCGUCCUCAAACCAUGUGCGGACCGCCAGCAGCGCGACUGUACCCACCGGCUUCUCCACGCCCAACGCCGCCCUUUCCCCACAGUCCGAACGCAGCGAACCCUUAUACCCCAUACCUUCUGAGGAUGUCGAAGCCGGAACGGAGGCCGAUGAAGAGGAUUUGUCUGGAAAUGAGGACAUCAGGGAGGGCGGGCGAAAGAAGCGGCGAAAGAGCAGGAGACCGCCGGUUGGGGGGAGCGAGUCACUGCCUUCAACGCCCAAGACAUCUCGCUUCACUUCGUUCAUGAGAGAUCAUCCCAUUCCCGGCACGUCGAGCAGCCGUCCUGCGCCUUCACGUCGAGCUACUCUAUCAGACGUCUCAGACAGCGGUAUGUUCGGAGUCUCAGAAGACGAGGGCAGAGACAAGAUUCGCAAUGCUUGGCGGCGAGGCAUUGAGGGCGCUCGCGGCUUGAGCUAUACUGCGCGAAAGGAAAGGGAGGGUGAAACCUCUGAGCACCGUCGUCCUGGGAAUCUGCGACGUAUCACUGGACUUGGGGACAGCUCUCCAUUCCGCCAGCGUGCCGACAGAUACAAUAGCGCUAGUGCGCAAAAGUGGCGGCAAGUCAAGGCUGGUCUCAAGAUGAUAGGCCAGCGGAAGAAAGACGAGCGGAUGCGAAUUGAUCACCAGAAAUCAGCGCAGCUGAUGGCUGAGUUGAUCGCAGGCGCUCCUGCAGCCCUCAUAUUUGCUAGCAUGUUUCAAAGGGACGACAAGUCACGACCCAAGGUACCCGUCCUCCUGGACCAGUUGAAGAUCAGUAUUCCUAGUGUGCACAGCCGCACAGACAAGACGGGCGACCGAGACUACAUCUACAGGGUGGAUCUGGAAUAUGGGAAUGGGCCGGCACGGAUGAACUGGACUAUCCAUCGAUCUGUGUUUGACUUUGUCAACCUGCAUGCCAAGUACAAGAGUGGCGAGUACCGCGACAAAGUCAAGCAUCUUGGAGCUGAGGACAAAAGCAAGGCAAAAAUCCCGCGAUUUCCCAAGAGUGUAAUUCCAUAUGCACGUGGCAUGCGCGGUCUGUUUGAUAAAUUGCAAGACGAAGACGACGAACCAGCAAUGAACGAGGCUCUAGCAGCGGCCGCGUCUUCCGGGACAUUGGAGAGCGCAACUGCGGCGAAUACUGCAGCCAAUUCGAGCAGCGCUCCAGGACACAAGAGAAAAAUAUCCGCAUUCGCUCCGCCUAGGAGACAGAGCACGAGUGAGAUUGGCAACAAUUCAGCAGAUCCCGAUGCGUUGACUGCACGGCAACGUGAGAUUUAUGCGGACCGAUCUCGCCAAAAGCUAGAAGUGUAUCUACAGCAGAUGAUACGAUGGCUGAUUUUCCGCCCCGAGAGCACGCGACUUUGCAAAUUCUUGGAGUUGUCGGCCAUGGCAAUUCGACUGUCCGCGGAAGGUGGCUAUCAAGGCAAGCAAGGCCUACUGAGGAUAGCUUCACGGCGACAGAAGGGACCAAUCGAGCUGCACCGGAAAACUUUGCAUCAGAUGUGGCCGUCCGCAAUAAAAGACCGAACUCGGCCACGUUGGUUCUUGGUUCGGCACAGCUACCUUGUGUGCGUCGACGGACCAGAAUCGCUCAACCCAUAUGAUGUGUUUUUAGUAGACUCAGACUUCGUCGUUGGAAAGCCGAAAAAGAAAAUUCGGGACCAGAAAAGUGCGCAGCAAAUGGCGAAGAUUGCAACCGAGAACGCAACGCCUACAAAGAAGGCUCAUAUCGUGCAACUCUACAACUCAGAGCGCAGCCUGAAGCUGGCCGCGCGCAACGAGAAGCAGUUGCAGCAAUUCGAAGAGUCAAUUCAUCACAUGAUGACAAACACAGUCUGGGCGCAGAAGCAGCGAUUCGGUAGCUUUGCACCUAUACGAAACAAUGUCUGGGCGCGCUGGCUUGUAGACGGCAGAGAUCACAUGUGGCAAGUAUCCCGCGCUAUUGAUAAUGCGAAGGACUUUGUGUAUAUCCACGAUUGGUGGCUAAGUCCAGAGCUAUACAUGCGACGCCCUGCCGCAAUCAGCCAGAAAUGGCGACUGGACCGCCUGCUUCAAAGAAAAGCAUCGCAAGGUGUCAAAAUCUUCGUUGUUGUGUACCGCAACAUUGAAUCAGCCAUCCCGAUUGAUUCGGAGUACACGAAAUGGAGUUUGCUGGAUUUGCAUCCGAACAUCUGGGUACAGAGGUCCCCGAAUCAGCUUCGACAAAACCAAUUCUUCUGGGCGCAUCACGAAAAGAUAUGCGUAGUCGACAACAUGAUGGCCUUUGUUGGCGGCAUCGACUUGUGCUUCGGCAGGUGGGAUGAUCCAAAUCACACUCUGACCGACGACAAGUUGACAGGCUUUGAGCUCGAUCAAGACUUGCCUCGAGAUUCGGAACACUGCCAGAUGUGGCCCGGCAAGGACUACUCAAAUCCCAGGGUGCAGGACUUCUACGCGUUGGACCGCCCGUACGAAGAAAUGUAUGAUCGUACCAAAGUACCACGAAUGCCGUGGCACGACAUUUCCAUGCAGAUUGUCGGUCAGCCUGCGCGAGACGUUGGACGACAUUUUGUUCAAAGGUGGAACUAUAUUCUGCGUUCGCGUGUUACUACCAGGCCGACUCCGGUAUUAAUGCCACCUCCAGAGUACGAUCAUGAAGAGUUGGAGAAGCUCGGCAUGACUGGCACCUGCCAGAUUCAGAUUCUUCGCUCAUGUUCAUUUUGGUCUAUUGGGACACCGAAUAAAGUGGAGCACAGCAUUAUGAAUGCGUACUGUGCCCUUAUUCGGAACUCGGAGCACUUUGUCUACAUCGAGAAUCAGUUCUUUGUGACCAGCACCGAGAAUGAUGGCACUACCAUACAUAACAGGAUAGGAGAUGCCAUUGUAGAUCGUGCGAUCCAGGCGCACGUGAAAGGUCAGAAAUGGCAGAUCUGCAUCAUCAUCCCAUUGAUGCCAGGGUUUCAGAACAGCGUCGAGGCAGCAGACGGUACCAGCGUUCGGCUGAUCAUGCAAGUUCAAUUCCGCAGCAUUUGUCGCGGGGACAAGUCGAUAUUCGGACGACUACGUGCAGCUGGAAUCGAGCCAGAAGACCAUGUCCGCUUUUACUCACUCCGGCAGUGGGGGAAGAUCGGGCCUCGCAAAUGCUUGACCACAGAGCAGCUUUAUAUUCACGCCAAGUGCAUGAUCGUCGAUGACAGGUCUGUCAUUAUCGGCUCUGCGAAUAUCAAUGAGCGUUCUAUGCUGGGAUCGCGAGACUCAGAAGUCGCUGCCGUGGUCACAGAUUCCAAAAUGCUGCCUAGCUUCAUGGGAGGCGAGCCAUACGAAGUGGGCGAGUUCGCCCACACGUUACGAAAACGUCUGAUGAGAGAGCACUUGGGCAUUGACGUUGAUGCGAUAUACCGUAGCGAGCAAGCAGCCGCCGAGCUUGAGCGGGAAGCGCAAGAAGCCGAAAUGGACCGCAUCUACAACAGCAACGAUUACUUCACUCCCACUCAAGAGUACUUCGAAACACCUCCUCAGUCUCCUCCAGCAGACGCUAUCAAGAACAGAUUGCAAAGCCUCGAUGCAACAGCCAUUGGUUCUGCCGGUCGCAAAGAAGAAGUGGACGGUUGGGCAGGCGCUAGUCAGACCGCUUCUUCGGAGGACAGGCCCGACCGUGAACAGGAGCCUGACUGGACGAAAGGCGGAGACCGUGAACUUGAUGUCGAGGGAUUUGGCUACGAUAACAUGAAGGGCCUUGCCGAGGCGGGACAGGACGGCUUCAGAGACACCUAUCUGGACCCCGAUGGACGCGAGGUUCUUGUUAGGAAGGAUGCCCCUGACGCGCUUAGAGUCCAGGCCCUCGCAAACGAAGAGAUUGUUCGUCAAAAGACCAACAGCACCGAAGGACGAAAGGAGCCGGCUGUUCAUCCUCCAUGGCCAACAGAACGCUUGGACACUGUUCAGCUCGGCCUGCCGAUGCGAUCACAGCUUCCCGAGCUACCUGUCCUCGACGAUACAGACAUUGGAGGUCCGCCACUAAGACAGGGUGCAUCUGAAUCGGCCAAGAAGAUCGUCGAUCCUCUUAUUCGUGCCCUUCGUCGACCAGAGGUAACCAAGGACUGCAUGACUGAUCCGUUAGCUGAUGGCUUCUAUCGAAACAUCUGGAAUCAGGUCGCUGAUAACAAUACCAAGAUCUAUCGGCAAGUGUUCCGUUGCAUGCCAGACUCAGAAGUGCUGGACUGGAGGCAGUACCAUGCGUUUAUCGACUACAACGAACGUUUCAUGCAAGCUCAAGGAUUGGGAACUAGCAAGCCACAACCACCCAAGGGAACUCGCAUAGCAUCUGGUCCACCAGGAGCAGGUGGUACGAAUGCAUCAAUGCCAACCCAUGCCACCUUUGGGGAAAAGGCGAACCCUAAAGGCAUGUUGGGUAGCCUAGUCGACAGGUUGCGACCUGGCAGCAAGGCUUCAACUGCUGGCACUGUUCACACGGAUGUUAACAACGAGAAGGAUGGCCGCGUCCGAGGCUCCCCUGCGACUCCUGGUUCCGGUGCUUCAAGUGGGCCAACUGCUGUCCCUUCAGAUGGUCCGACGCCGCUCGAAGAAAAGGACAAUAACAGGGAGAACGCCGCUUCAGACGGCAGAGAACUGCUCGAACAAGACACCGUUCCCGAUGAAAAGGAAACGACCAAGCAAGAAAAUGACGAGGCCGCAGCCACGCAGCAGGAUGACAACGUGGUCGUCAACCGCACGCGCACGGUGCAGAUUGACGCGUCUUCCAAUCCGCCAGAGAUGACUGCCACGCAGUCUUCCCAAGGCAACACGUUGCAAUACACAGCUUCGCAGAAGCGCCGUCGGCGUGCUACGACCAAGAGCAGUGCACGACCGGUGCCGGAUGACAUUCUGGGUAGAGAAGAAGCGGAGGAACUGCUGAAUCUUGUGCAGGGUCACCUUGUGCAUUGGCCCUAUGACUGGUACGUUCUCACUCUUUUAUCACUUUUAUGCCCCUCACCGUCUAACCAUUUCACAGGCUUGAGAAGGAGGAGCGGGGUAGCAACUGGCUCUACACCGUCGACACCAUUGCGCCGUUGGAAAUCUACGACUGA